AAGAAGCGGGGGGGGUGGGGUGGGAUUCGAACUCGGAGAGACUUGGCUUCCCCGAAGGGGACGAGGACAAAGACUGGGCCAGGAUGGACGUGGCGGACCCCCAGCCGCUGGGACUGUUCCCCGAGGGCGAGCUGAUGUCGGUGGGCAUGGACACCUUCAUCCACCGCAUCGACUCCACCGAGGUGAUCUACCAGCCGCGCCGCAAGCGCGCCAAGCUCAUCGGCAAGUACCUGAUGGGGGACCUGCUCGGGGAGGGCUCGUACGGCAAGGUGAAGGAGGUGCUGGACUCCGAGACCUUGUGCCGCAGGGCAGUCAAGAUCCUCAAGAAGAAGAAGCUGCGCAGGAUCCCCAAUGGCGAGGCCAACGUCAAGAAGGAGAUCCAGCUGCUGCGGCGGCUGCGGCACCGGAAUGUGAUUCAGCUGGUGGACGUGCUGUACAAUGAGGAGAAGCAGAAGAUGUAUAUGGUGAUGGAGUACUGCGUGUGUGGCAUGCAGGAGAUGCUGGACAGUGUGCCGGAGAAGCGCUUCCCCGUGUGCCAGGCCCAUGGGUACUUCCGCCAGCUGAUUGACGGCCUGGAGUACCUGCACAGCCAGGGCAUUGUGCACAAGGACAUCAAGCCGGGCAACCUGCUGCUCACCACCAACGGCACGCUCAAGAUCUCCGACCUGGGUGUUGCCGAGGCCCUGCACCCCUUCGCUGUGGACGACACCUGCCGGACAAGCCAGGGCUCCCCGGCCUUCCAGCCGCCCGAGAUCGCCAACGGACUCGACACCUUCUCAGGUUUCAAAGUGGACAUCUGGUCAGCUGGGGUCACACUCUACAACAUCACCACGGGUCUGUACCCAUUCGAGGGAGACAACAUCUACAAGCUGUUCGAGAACAUCGGGAGAGGGGACUUCACCAUCCCCUGUGACUGCGGCCCACCACUCUCCGACCUGCUCCGAGGGAUGCUGGAGUACGAGCCAGCCAAGCGGUUCUCCAUCCGGCAGAUCAGGCAGCACAGCUGGUUCCGGAAGAAACACCCCCUGGCUGAGGCGCUAGUGCCCAUCCCCCCGAGCCCAGACACUAAGGACCGUUGGCGCAGUAUGACAGUGGUGCCCUACCUGGAGGACUUGCAUGGCCAUGCCGACGAGGACGAGGACGAGGACUUGUUUGACAUUGAGGAUGGCAUCAUCUACACGCAGGACUUCACGGUGCCUGGUCCUAGAAGAGGAAGUAGGUCAGAAUGGACAGAGCCGCAGCCUGCCCAAAGCAGUGUGUGUGAACGGCACAGAGCCCCAGCUCAGCAGCAAGGCGAAGCCAGAAGGCCGACCCGGCCCCGCCAACCCUGCUCGCAAGGCGUGCUCCAGCAACAAGAUCCGCCGGCUCUCGGCCUGCAAGCAGCAGUGACUGCGGCCUGCAGGUGGGCGCAGGGCCAGGACCGCGAAUCCCCGCUUGGCGCUCAGUGGGUGUCUGCCGGGCUCCUGGCUCCGCUCCUUGGGGCGGAGUUCCCCCGGUUCCAUGGGGCGAGGUCAGGCGACUGAGGAGGCCACAGCCCUUAGAAGGAAGGGUCUGACCCCUCCGGGGUGGCGUGUACCUCCCUGCCAGGGCCGGGUGCUGAGUGACCCCUUCUACCUGCAGUGCGUCACCAGGUUCCCUGGGCAGGCGCCCCGGCAAGGCUGCGGUUUUCGGGCCCACCCAUCUGGACACUCGGAGUUGGAGCCGAGGGUGGAGCCGCCGCCCCAGAAGCACUUUAUGUCGAGACCACUGGCCGGCCUCGCCCGCAUGCCGCCCCGCGAGCCUCGCUGUCUUUGGGUUGGCCCCUUUUUUUAAUAAAACAGGUGGAUUUGAGCAGUGGCUGUCGGGGUGUUUGGAGCAGGCGGGGUGCAGGGUGGCCUGCAGAGAAAACCCAGAGCACGCGAGUAUGCAGAGACAUUUAUGAUCAACCAGACAACACGACGACCCGUGGAGGGCGGGCGCAGGGCAGGGAGUGGGCGGGCACUCACGGCGAGGCCGCCCUAUAUUUUGGCAAUAAAUAAAGCUUGGGAAACUUGAAGCUGC
This is a messenger RNA of Peromyscus maniculatus bairdii (prairie deer mouse), 2040 nucleotides long. NCBI's taxonomy places the organism in Eukaryota, Metazoa, Chordata, Mammalia, Rodentia, Cricetidae. The record is from RefSeq and is a predicted model, not a curated record.